AUGGCCAGCCAAGGAGAUUUGUCGAUACCAGCCAACAUCGAAAACCACAUAUUAUACGCCAGUUUAAACAGCUCUAUGCUUGGAAACCUCCUGAUUGGUAUUUUCCCGAAUUCGAAAGCGGUAUUGAGCAUCAUGAUUAAUAUAACGAACUCUGCAGGGAUAUAUACAGUCACCUAUGGUGGCACUGUGUACCUUCUCUUCUUCAAGAGCACAUCUACGGUCUCUCGGCAGGUGGUUUUAGCUGCAAUAUCACUCCUUUAUCUUCUCUCUAUUACCGAUGCUAUUUUGCAAUGGUACUUCCUCAAUGUAUCAUUCAUCGUUCAUGGAGACUCGAGGGAUUCAAUCUUUUGGGAGUCUCUUAGUGCACCGCUGUGGUUAUCCACCGUUAACAGCGCACUGUUAAGCGCAUCGUUUAUCGUCUCAGAUGGACUCCUCAUUUGGAGAUGUUAUCAUGUCUGGGGAAGGCGCUUAAAAGUCAUCGCAUUUCCCAUAAUCCUUUACGGAGCAGAAAUUGCUCUAUCAGUCGCAGAUUUAGUCCUCCAAGCAACCAUUCCUUUGAUUAGCAGCCCAGAGGAGGCAAGCAUAGAGAAUAAAGUUGCGACUGCCCAGCAAUUCACAUCACUCGGUACCACGGCCACAACCACAUUCCUCAUCGGAUGGAUGUUUUUCUCUGCGUUCAAAAACGGAGCCCUGCAUUCGGAAUCGCAAUACACUCGGAUUCUAGUGAUCAUUGUGGAGUCCUCUGCGAUAUACUCUGUGAUUCUGACAUUAUCUGCUGUGGCUGGUGUGAUACCGCAGACCUACACCAUAGAGUCUCCGCUAUCCCAGUGGGACUACUAUGUAACAACUUUACUGAUGAAUGUAUCAGGUCUCGCUCCGACUGUCAUGGUCGCAAGACUUGCUCUUAGGAGUUCCAAGAAUGCAAAUGCUUCUGAUACACGUUCCGAUGACGAUAUGCGUUUUCGGAAUGCUCAAAGUCUAACUGACACAGAGAAAGGGCUCAGAGGGGUCAUUACAUUGGACAUUGUUUAA
Psilocybe cubensis is the source of this 1032-nucleotide messenger RNA. RefSeq lists its product as uncharacterized. The record is from RefSeq and is a predicted model, not a curated record. The coding region runs from base 1 to 1032 and encodes 343 amino acids. Lineage: Eukaryota; Fungi; Basidiomycota; Agaricomycetes; Agaricales; Agrocybaceae. The transcript has 5 exons.